Molecule: messenger RNA, 1113 nt
Organism: Sturnus vulgaris (Common starling)
Lineage: Eukaryota; Metazoa; Chordata; Aves; Passeriformes; Sturnidae
Gene: CHRAC1
Product: chromatin accessibility complex subunit 1
Biological process (GO): DNA-templated DNA replication; chromatin remodeling
Cellular component (GO): CHRAC; nucleus
Molecular function (GO): protein heterodimerization activity
Source: RefSeq, a predicted model, not a curated record
GGGCUGAGAUGGCGACGGCGCGGCUGAGCGGCACCGAGAACCGUCUGGUGUCGCUGCCCCUGUCGAGGAUCCGCGUCAUCAUGAAGAGCUCCCCGGAGGUCUCCAGCAUCAACCAGGACGCGCUGUUCCUCACCGCCAAGGCCACGGAGCUUUUUGUUCAGUAUUUGGCUACAUACUCCUACAAACACGGCAGAGGGAAGGAGAAGAAUGCUCUGACUUAUACUGACCUGUCUCAUACAGCAGAAGAGUGUGAGACCUUUCAGUUCCUUGCAGAUAUCUUGCCAAAGAAGAUCCUAGCUAGCAAAUACCUAAAAAUGCUUGAAAAAGAGAAGCGAGAUGGAGAAGUGAGGGAAGACGAUGAUGAGGGUGAGGAGGAAGAGGAUGAAGAUGCAGCUGUUGGUGGCAGUGUUGGAUCUUAAGGCCAAUGGAGAAUUGUUUCAUAGUUGGUCCAUUUUCUAUUGUAUAAAGGAUGUUAUUUUUGUGACUGAGAAUCCAGAUGCUGGAUAUAUUUAUACACUGAGCCAUCUGCUUUUGCUUUAAGAAGUUUAGAAAUUGAACUUUAUACUUCUUGGAGAAUGGAAUUCUUCCCUCAAAAACACGGUGGGGUAGGAAGAGACAGUGCAAACCUGACAGCAGAGCUUGGUCAGGUGAUUUGAAAUUACUUUGUCAGACAAUCAUUACCAAAAUUUAGAAUUUCUUUCAGGCAGCUUUCAGUUCAAAAGCUCCAAAAGUGGACCAAGUCCAUUUAAAAAGUCUGUAAAAACAGCCAUGUGGGCACCCAGAUGGGAGAGGAGGAGAUCCAUCCUAAGAGCUAAUGUGGCUCUGCAGCUGUGGUGGUAAAUGGGGUAGAAAAUUAUGUCAAUAUGUGCAUCUAGAACCCUUUUCUUGAAUGAACUCCACUUCGGCAGUUUCUCUUGCCUAAAAGCACAUUAAAGUCUGUUAAUUGUGGGUUCUUGAGAAUGAGCAGUUCCUUUACCAAGUGAGUGGCAGAGAUGGAUCUUUCAUUUGUUUUUGGUUUGGUUUUCUUUUCUUUUUUUACUACAGAACUGGCAACCGUCCCAUGUAGAACUUCACAUGCAACUUUUUAAAAUAAACAUUUUGUAUAAAAACUGA